CCCAAUUAGAGUCACCGCCCAAGUUACAAGAAAUACUGCGACGCAAACGACCAAAAAUGCACCAAACGAGAAGAACGAUGGUUCCGUCCGAAAUAAGCUGCCAUGCAUCGUUGGCAUCGACUGYCGAUUCCGAGUUGGAAACAGGGUCGCAAGCACAAACACCAAUCGCACCAGCCACGGCAGCACCUCAURAAGAAACCCGCGACUCCCACAACAAGKGCAUUUGUUUGGCAUUGCUAGAAAGCGACUGGUUUGACGAUAAUUUCGUGGGAAUGGAACAACUGGUGGCAAUGGCCAACCACGAACUAGUCAAUAGUUCAAAGUUUUUGGUACCUGGCAGCGACACAAAUCAUGGCGAAUCAAUACCGCCCUUGUUGUCAUCGACCCUUGCGUAUUCGUUGGUAUGCAACUGCAAGAGCAAYAGCKUACUCGGAGAGACGUUUUCUGCGCGCCUCCGGGCCAUCUUUCCUACUUUUCUGUGCGACGGRAUAGCAGGAAGAAACGACGAGGAUCGCGACCAAAACRACUAUUCCAGUGAAUCGUCGACAUCGUCCUUUAGCUGUAGCUGCCAAGAAAACGAGAACGAGGAUUGYAACCGCCAGAACCACGUUUCACUGAAACUUCCCGCACUUCGAAUCAUUGUAUCCUCUCUGGAACUUGUUUUGAGAAYGASACCAACRCCUCGAUUGGAUCACUCGUAUUCGAAUGGCCGUUUCCCUUCCAUAGAUCUCCUGGACGAGUUUUGGAGAUUYACGCUUGCCUACAUGACGGACUGUUUGCAAGCAUUUUCAUUGAACGUUGGCAACRGSACAGACACCCCCAGCAGGUGCAACAAGGUCGAAGCUGCCCUCGUGGUCAAAGGAUUUCGACUYUUGUACAAGCUACAACCCCAAAAGAUGGGUCCCUAUGUCCGGUUUUCCCUCCUUCCCUUUGUUUCCAACGCCUGCGAACUGAGCAAGCAGCGACAAGGGACGAAGCACUCRGCGGGGGACGUAAUGGUGGUCCGAGAAUGCGAACGACUCCUAAAGAUUCUGUAACAGAUGCGAAUCUAGCGAUUGAGUCCGACGAAACAACGCGAUUGCUCUCUCUACCCUAGAUAGCUACGAAGSUCCUAGGGCUAUURUCCACU
Pseudo-nitzschia multistriata is the source of this 1129-nucleotide messenger RNA. NCBI's taxonomy places the organism in Eukaryota, Bacillariophyta, Bacillariophyceae, Bacillariales, Bacillariaceae. The record is from the annotation of a GenBank genome assembly.